Hippopotamus amphibius kiboko is the source of this 688-nucleotide messenger RNA. It is a transcript of the gene CMC4, whose product is annotated as C-X9-C motif containing 4. Bases 264 to 470 code for a protein of 68 amino acids. The transcript is spliced from 3 exons. Gene Ontology annotation, cellular component: mitochondrial intermembrane space. The record is from RefSeq and is a predicted model, not a curated record. NCBI's taxonomy places the organism in Eukaryota, Metazoa, Chordata, Mammalia, Artiodactyla, Hippopotamidae.
AAAAACUGCUCAAGAACCCAGAAGUAUAGGAAGGGUCAUGAAGAACACCGAAAGCGGAACUGCAGAGAAAGGGUUAUGCAGGCAGAAAGCAAGUCAACAAAAGCACUUAGUUAGAAUAUGUAACUUGAAAUUGACUCCUUUGGAAAUUGCCAUAGAACCAUUAAUGGACAUCAUCAGCUGGAACUGGGAUCUGAUGAAUCCCACAAAAGUCAGCACCUGCUACAGAACAGAUGCCCUGAUCACCAAGGACUUGUUUUCUGGAUAUGCCGCAGAAGGAUCCGUGCCAGAAACAAGCCUGUGAAAUACAGAAAUGUUUACAAGCCAACAACUACAUGGAAUCUAAGUGUCAGGCUGUCAUCCAAGAACUGCGUAAGUGUUGUGCUCGAUAUCCCAAGGGAAGAUCUCUCGUCUGUUCAGGAUUUGAGAAAGAAGAGGAAGAAAAGCUGACACUGAAGCCUACAUCACAGUAAAGUUCUGCUGAGAAGCGAAAUGCUGCUCCACAUUUCCACCAUGCAGUUUUCAUUUAUCCUCCUGACUCUUUCUUCAGGCCAGGUAGCAGCAAAUAUCAAAUGAAAAAGUCAACUAUAAAAGUUAAUAUGCCAUCUAUGCAGAACAAAUAUAAAUAUAUUAAACAAAUAUGUAGAAUGUGAUCAAAACUGAGCUGCUAAAAUAAACCUUUUAAGUGAAA